AUGGAUCAUGGCUCAAUGAGUAGUUCCACGACCGACUGCAAGAUGUCGAUGUUGUGGAACUGGUAUACCAUUGAUGCUUGUUUCCUCUCCGAAUCAUGGCAAAUCAAGAACGCCGGCAUGUUCGCCGCCAGCUGCAUCGGCGUCAGCCUGCUCACCGUUUUCCUCGAGGUCUUCCGCCGCCUCGGCAAAGAGUACGAUGCUCUGAUCCAGCGCCAGUUCCAAGCUCGCGCCGCCGAGCUCCAGGCUCGCAUACCUAAGGAGACCAAUUGCUGCGAGCCCCCGGCUGUCGCGGUGCCACAAACUCUUGUCUUCCGCGCAUCCCCGUUGCAGCAGCUCAUCCGAUCCCUAAUCCAUGCCGCCACCUUCGGUCUCGCCUACAUUGUAAUGCUGUUGGCUAUGUACUACAACGGAUACCUCAUCAUCUCCAUCAUUAUCGGUGCUGGCCUCGGCAAGUUCCUGUGUGACUGGCUUGUGGUCCGUGUCGUCUUGGAAGCUCCCACGGCAUCAAGUCCCAAUAUUUCCGGCAUUGAGGAGCCGAGUGUAUGCUGCGGUUGA
Colletotrichum spaethianum is the source of this 555-nucleotide messenger RNA. Its product is annotated as copper transport protein ctr4. Gene Ontology annotation, molecular function: copper ion transmembrane transporter activity. The transcript is spliced from 3 exons. NCBI's taxonomy places the organism in Eukaryota, Fungi, Ascomycota, Sordariomycetes, Glomerellales, Glomerellaceae. The record is from RefSeq and is a predicted model, not a curated record. Gene Ontology annotation, cellular component: membrane. Gene Ontology annotation, biological process: copper ion transmembrane transport. The coding region runs from base 1 to 555 and encodes 184 amino acids.